AUGGAGCAAUGGGUGAUGCAAAUGGAAAAGAUCGCGACAGUUAACGCUUCUCUCAUACGCAUCAAUGAACCGGAUCUGGUGCUUUUUGUGGGCGAAGCACUGGUUGGCAACGAGGCCGUUGACCAGCUGGUGAAAUUCAAUCAGGCACUGGCCGAUCACGCUGCCUUGGGCGCAGAAGCGCGGCUUAUCGAUGGCAUUGUACUGACGAAAUUCGACACAAUCGAUGAUAAGGUUGGCGCAGCGAUUUCGAUGGCGUACAUUACCGGUCAGCCGAUUGUUUUUGUGGGUACCGGACAGACUUACAAAGAUCUGAAGAGUUUGAAUGCAGCUGCUGUUGUUCAUUCGCUGCUUAGAUGA
Molecule: messenger RNA, 357 nt
Organism: Gongylonema pulchrum
Lineage: Eukaryota; Metazoa; Nematoda; Chromadorea; Rhabditida; Gongylonematidae
Source: the annotation of a GenBank genome assembly